GCUGGAGGUCUCUGGGUGCCUCCAUCAACUCCAGCAGCAGCUGCAACCGCUGCGACUGCAGCUGCAGCGACCAGAAUCACAGCAUCAGGGAGACCAAGCGACGCACAGCCGAUCCUAGCUGCCACGGCCGGUAGCGGAUUUGGCAACUAUAAUGGAAUUUAUGGCAGUCAGGACGUGAAACCGAUCUUCUCGGCGGCAACUCCAGCAUUCGGCGCUGGCAGUCUCUCAGCUCAUUUCGGUGGAGGCGGAGGUGGUAGUGCUUCGUUCCCGGCUCCAUCAUUUCCGGCACCCAGCACGCCCAAUCACAGUGAAGGCUAUGGCGUACCAAAGUACAUCCAACAGCAAGAAAACGGGAAGACCCGUUAUGCUUGCAAAGAAUGCCACAAAACCUUUGGGCAGCUCUCCAACUUAAAGGUACACGUCAGGUAUGUUCUUUUUGUAAACAGUUCUCUUACAUAA
Messenger RNA from Angiostrongylus costaricensis, 459 nucleotides. The record is from the annotation of a GenBank genome assembly. Lineage: Eukaryota; Metazoa; Nematoda; Chromadorea; Rhabditida; Metastrongylidae.